Schistosoma turkestanicum is the source of this 1746-nucleotide messenger RNA. The record is from the annotation of a GenBank genome assembly. NCBI's taxonomy places the organism in Eukaryota, Metazoa, Platyhelminthes, Trematoda, Strigeidida, Schistosomatidae.
AUGGUUGGUGGUCCAGUUUUAGAAUUAUCGUGUCGGGAGCGUGGAAGUGAACUAUUUCUUCGCGAAAAGGAAAGUUGUAGCGGCUUAUCUAUUGACUUCGUGAAGGAACUAGCCCAAGUGGUUAAAUCCAGUAUUGGCCUUCGACCCACAUAUAUUUUUACUCGAAUCGCUGAUCUCCCCCAAAAGGAACGUUCUUUUUUUUUGAAGCCUAAAGUUCAAAACCUAUCCAAUGAACAAUAUUGCCCAUCUUUCAUUUCUGACAAGACUUUUGAUAUUAAUAACUUAGUUGCUUGCGAUCUUUUGAUUGGAGAUGUGCUAAUCGCUGAAUCACUUUCAGUGUCUACAUCCCUUGCACAAAUCUGCACUGCGCGACAGGCCUUUCAAAUUCUAUCUCGUCCAUGUUUCCUUGUUGGAUCUGUGCGUCAAUGGGAUGAGGUGGAGUAUUUGGUUUUGUGUCUAAGUCCAAAAGCUGAAAUAGUCCCUAAACUAUCUCCAUUUCUCAAGGAUCCUUUUGAAUCUAAUUUAGAUAAAGAUAAUGCUGAAUUUGAAUGUGAUGAAAGCGUUACCACGGUCUUCACACCUAAACCAUUUGAUGAUAUGUGGAUUUACCUAGCACAACUUCCAAAAGAAACAUUACAUGAUCAGGCUCAUCUAGAACAAAUUUUGGCCCAAUCUGCUGAAUUCAGUCAAAUGGUCAUCAGUUUUGAAUUCGAAGUGCAAACCACCACUGGUCAAAUUAUUUGCAAUACAUUAAUUGAUAAUCAGCGUUAUUUAAGCAUUGAAAGUUCAGAUUUGUAUGGUGCUCAACAAUCGGCAAUGAGUAGUCUGUUGAAUAAAUUGUGUACUACUCAACCUGUGGUUGGUUUAACAUUCUCACGGGAAGACAAGUUCGAAGAUGACGCUACUUCACAUCUCUGGGGAAUUCCCGAAUAUGUUAUGGUCGAAAAUCUUAUGUGGGGUAGAGAGGAACUGGAUUCACCAAUACAUUUUGAACAGCUGGAAGCCCAUUGUGAAAUUCCACCUUUAUCUCCAACACAUCUUAUUUGUGAUGGCUCACUUAGUAACAACAAUCAUGAAGGAAUAAAUCGGACUACUCUAUUUUCAUCGCCAAUCCUGAUAGAAAGCUAUCUCCAAGCAUAUGCUGCUUCAGCUCUAGUCUCUCCGAUUUGCAUUCUGCCUACUGUCGUUCCAAUCAAUCUCUGGCCAGUUGUACGACAACAUGCUAAACGUUGGGGUUUGUUGAGUCGUGUGGAAGUAAAGCAUGGUGCAGAUCCUCCCAGUUUCCUUAUUGUUUGCAAACGAGUUCCACUAUCUCGAUUAAAAAGAUCAUUGUAUGAUCAUCAACAAUAUGGUUGCUUUUAUUUAAUUGAUAAAGGAAAUCUUACCACUGACGCUUUAAAGCGUCUCUAUCAAGCUGAUCCACUUUGUUUUAGUGAUAGUGAUGGUUCAACAACAAACAAUAACAUUCAAUCAACUGAUCCUAUAACUAAUAUCAACACACUGCCUUCUUCACCAUCAACAUUUUUUGAAACAUCAGAUCCGUACAGUGAUGAACCAGUUACUCGUUACGCUCGUGAGUUCCUUUCUACGCAUAAAACAUACAUUAAAAAAGAAUCUAACGAUGAUAGUUGUAACUUAAUCAAUGAUGAUUGUGUACUUAUAACAGCAGAACUAAAUCAACCGUCAAAUGCUAUUGAAAUAUUAGAUGAUCUUCCUAAAACACUUAUACCGGGAAUAGAUUUCUAG